CGGUGGAUAACGCCGUCCCCAAACAAACCCCUCGGCUCGAUAUUAACGCGCCGCGUGAACUGUCGUAAAGUCUGAGUGACAAUUUGAAACGCUGGAUAGUGAAUGAUAGAAGGAAGGAGAACAGAUUAAAAAUAAAGUAUCCAAAAGAUUGAUGUGACACAUGUAUUUGCUAAUCAUAGCAUAAAACUAUUUUUGAACAUUGAAUUCAAAACCUUAAUAUUUAAAUCAUUUAAUGAUUUUUGCCAGAAAGUUUACUGAAUACACCCUCCGCUAUACGUUCUCAAAUAGAGGUUAGCUUUAAGGUAAGGCACAAUAGUACUACAUUUUGGAUUGUAGUUUAAUUAUAAACUUAACUAUUAAUAGCAGAAUUUCGGCGAACAGUGUGGCUAGGAUUCAGUGUUGGUCAAGAUUAGGAGCGCGGACCAAAUUUGUAAGUCUGAUGUAAGAAGAGAUAAAUGAACGUACACUAAUAAAGAAUUCAGCUUUUAGCAUUACCAUCACCAGAAUCAACGGUGUUGCUGCUUAAAAGACUCCGAACACUCUCACACCAACAAACUAAAAGAAAUUUGCCAUUAUGCCACGGAGUACACGUAGUGCGUCCGGAGCAAAGUCACACUGUCAGGCCUGUAUCGAGCCUGAUACAACCCGAAUGGUAUCUUGCUGCCAUUGCGGGAUAUGGUGGCACUAUGAGUGUGUGAAUGUUGACGAGAGCAUUUCUGGAACUGAUCGUACAUUCAUAUGUCCACGGUGUCAGAAGCCAUCACCUACUGUUCCAUCACACCCUUCACCUUCAGCCGGACCCAGCAGCAAGAAAGCCGUCAGCAUGUCCGGAACUUCGUCCACCUCCAGCGUGAGCGCUAGGAGGGCUCGCCUUCAGCUGGAAAAACUCGAGGCACAGAAAGUUCUGAUGGAGAAACGUCUGGAACACGCACGUCGAGAACAGCAGAUCAGGCAUGAGCAAGAGCGAUUGAUGCAGGAAGCUGAAAUAGAGCAAGCACGGUUGCAGAUGGAGCAAAACUUACUUGAAGAGUCAUUUCGCGUCAGGGAAGAAGAAUUGAAGGACGAGGAUAAUGAUGGGAAAAGCGUAUCAUCAGAACAGAGUAGUAACAGUAAGGUGCGGCAGUGGCAGAAACGACAAUUCUCAGAAGAAGUCCCAACGAUGGACCCGCUGUCAACAGCGGGUGAGGUUGCUCAAGCGCAAAUCGCUGCACCACAGGGGGCAAAUAGUCUUGUAAGUAGAGCUAUAGAGAGUAAGACAUUAAAUCAACCCUGCGUUGAACCAGCUCUAGGAGGAUUCAUUGGUAGAACAGUAUACGCAUUAGGGACCAUAGUCGAGGAAAGCAUUAGUGCACAAUCUAAUAGUUCCCAUGUUUGUCAAACCGGAGCCAUUCCACGUAUCCCAAACAAACAGAUUCAGUUUCCAAACAACAACCUUCUCAAUACCCCUAAAGGACUGCCUUUGAAGUCUAGGAACCCUGUUCCGUUGACGAGUUUGUCAAUGUUCGGAAACUCUCCCAAACCCGUACCUCCUCCCCCUAGUCAACAUCCAGCAAAUGCGGUGAGCAGAAACGAGAAGAAUAAUGCCAGUAGUGAAGUGAACCAUUCAAAUACAGUGCAGAGUGUCGACCAAGUUGUCCUGCAUAGUGAGGUAGAGCCACCAGCAGAUUCAGUGCUUCAUCAACCAGGGCCUUCGAUGCAAUGUACGCGGGGAAUUCAACCGAGUGCAGUGGGACCUCAACGGUUGAAUUUUGAACCCCCACCAGAAGCUGCAACGCAACGCUACAUAUAUCGGGAACCACAACCGUAUGCAUUGCGCACGGGACAGCCAGAACUACAACAGCAACGUGGACAACUUUGGGGACCUACACCACAGCAGCUAGCUGCCAGGCAGGUGAUGCCAAAGGAGCUGCCGAUUUUCUCGGGCAACCCGGAGGAUUGGCCGCUUUUCAUAAGCUCGUAUAAUAACUCAACCCAGGCGUGUGGUUAUUCUGACGCGGAGAACCUUGCCCGGUUACAGCGGUGCUUGAAGGGUCAUGCCUUUGAAUCAGUGCGAAGUCGCCUCUUACUACCGCAAGGAGUGCCACAAGUAAUUGACACCUUGCAAACACUUUACGGACGACCGGAGUUACUGAUUCAUACGUUAUUACAAAAAGUUCGAGUAGUGCCUGCACCGAAGCAUGACAGACUCGAUACCCUUAUUGGAUUUGGAAUGGCGGUCCAAAAUCUAUGCGAUCAUUUAGAGGCUGGAGGACAAGAUGCUCACAUUAAUAACCCGAUGCUGCUUUUCGAGCUUGUAGAGAAACUCCCCGCGAACAUGAAGCUUGAUUGGUCCUUGUACAAGCAGCGAUGUCAUAUAGUGAAUCUUCGUUUAUUCGCUUCGUACAUGUCAACUCUAGUGCGAGCCGCAACCGAUGUCACUCUUCAUUAUGGACCUCGACCAAUACAACCACAAAUGCGGGAGUUGAAGUCUGAGAAAGGUGGAAGGGAUAAAAAUUUCUGCGGAGCCCAUUCGAUGGAAGAAUCGCCCACGUCGAAAAAGUUAGAGAAGGAAGCAAAAGUAACGCUGGGUAAAUCAUCAAUCACAACUAACCCAGCGUGCCUCGUCUUUAAAGACCCCAAUCAUCGAGUGAAGGAGUGUGCCGAGUUCUCGAGCAAAAGCUUAGAUGAACGAUGGAAAACUGUGCAACAGUUUGGACUGUGUCGGAACUGUCUUAGCGCCCAUGGACGACGACCGUGCAAACUCUAUAGGCGAUUCGGAGUUGAUGGGUGUCUGUUAAAGCAUCAUACAUUGUUGCACUCUAAGCAGAAUCAACAGAGAGGUAAUCGAGACAAAAGUGUGGAAAACGUUUCUGGUUCUAAAGCUGUUACCAAUCAUUAUUACGCAGGAAAAACUACCCUCUUUCGUAUUAUUCCGGUUAUGUUAUUUGGGAAUAACCGAUCCGUUGCAGGGUACGCCUUUUUGGACGAUGGAUCAGAACGGCCUUUGGUCGAGCAGGACGUGAUGAACAAACUCGGCGUUGAAGGCGAACAUAUCUCCCUGUGUUUACAAUGGACCUCAAAUAUGAAGCGGACCGAAAGUGAAUCCCAGCAAGUUGUGCUGCAAAUAGCUGGAUCUAACGGGUCGAAACACACUUUGUCAGAUGUUUGCACUGUUAGUCGACUGGAUUUGCCACGCCAAUCAUUGCAUUAUUCUAAACUUACUGAGGCGUACACCCAUUUACAAGGGUUACCAAUUCAAGAUUAUGAUGAAGCGGUACCUUGCAUUUUGAUUGGAAAUGAUAAUGCGCAUGUUACAGCCACUCUCAAAAUACGUGAAGGACAGCCAGGAGAACCCAUUGCAGCCAAAACUCGAUUGGGAUGGACUGUCUAUGGGACAAACCAGGAUAAAACAACGGAUCAAGUAUAUACGUUCCACAUCUGUGAGUGCCCUAUUGAGGAAUCACUUCAUGAACUAGUUGAACAGUUUUUUAGUGUGGAAAGUCUGGGAAUAACAACAGUAGCGUGUCCUGAGACGGAUGAAGUGCGUCGAGCCAACGAUAUCCUAAAGCACACUACCAAACGGAUCGGACGGCGGUUCGAAACCGGACUUAUUUGGAAGUUUAACUACUUUGAGUUCCCGGAUAGUUAUGCCAUGGCAGUCAGGCGUCUUCAAUGCUUAGAACGCCGUAUGCAAAGCGAUCUAGUAAUAGGAGAGAGUGUGAAACGGCAACUUAUGGAGUACCAAGCGAAGGGAUAUAUCCAUAAAGCUACGGAAGAGGAGCUCAAUGAAGCUGAUCCACGACGCAUUUGGUACUUGCCCCUCGGCGUGGCUCUGAACCCAAAGAAACCUUCCAAGGUACGCAUAUUUUGCGAUGCAGCGGCAAAGGUGGACGGGAUAUCAUUGAACACAAUGCUACUGAAAGGGCCGGAUCUACUCAGUUCGCUGUUCGGAGUUCUUUUUGGAUUCCGGGAAAGGCGUAUUGCUCUUUGUGCCGAUCUAAUGGAAAUGUUCCAUCAGAUCCGAAUACGGAGCGAAGAUCGUAAUGCACAGCGGUUACUCUGGCGCGAGAAACCAACUCAAGAUCCAGUAAUUUACAUCAUGGAUGUAGCUACAUUUGGAGCUACAUGCUCCCCAUGCUCGGCACAGUUCGUUAAAAAUUUGAACGCCGCAGAACAUGCGGAGGAAUAUCCUAGUGCGGCAAGAGCAAUACAACGAAAGCACUACGUCGAUGACUAUUUGGAUAGUGCCGACAGCGAAAGCGAAGCGAUCAAGAUUGCCGAAGAAGUGCGACAUGUACACUCACUAGGCGGCUUCUACCUGAGGAAUUGGUUGUCGAACUCCGAAAAGGUUCUGGCACAGCUCGGGAGUGGCGUCCCAAUAACAGCAAAAGACUUGCAGUUGGAUAAAACAAACUCUUCGGAACGUGUUCUCGGCUUACAUUGGAGACCUGGGAGAGAUGAUAUUACAUUUACGGCGCAACUGGUCAGCCACGAGCAGCUACCGACUAAACGGAAAUCUCUUAGUAUAGUCAUGAGCAUGUUUGAUCCACUGGGUUUUCUAGCAUUUUUCUGA
This is a messenger RNA of Armigeres subalbatus, 4552 nucleotides long. RefSeq lists its product as uncharacterized. The record is from RefSeq and is a predicted model, not a curated record. Lineage: Eukaryota; Metazoa; Arthropoda; Insecta; Diptera; Culicidae. The coding region runs from base 575 to 4552 and encodes 1325 amino acids. The transcript is spliced from 2 exons.